CCAUAGAUAUUUUCUUUCAUCUUCCAUUUGCAACGUUGAAGCGGCAGAGAAGCUGAUAAGGCCCCUGCAAUGGAGACGCUCUCGGGGCUUAGAUGCUCCACCGCCGUCGCCCACUUCCCCUUCCCUCGCCGUUCUCGUACUUCUCGCCGCCAUAGAGAUGUCUUCUUGGUAACUAACCAGUCCGUCUCUUCGCUGAAAACAAGCGUUAGCCCAGAGAGCGAACUCCUAGAAGAGGAAGUUUUGAGGACAUUCUUGAAGGAUAGGAAGUUAACUGGAGAUUUCAUAUCAAAGGCUUCCGAUAUCAUCUGGCAGAGGGACGCUUUGAAACUUAUAAAUGAUGAUGCUUUGGAUCCUCAUGAUGAUUUUCAACAGCAAAAUUUGUCUCUGGAAAAUAAUGGCGGCUUCUUAAAACUGUCAAGGACCCAUAAAUGGGUAGUGGGUGACGAUUCUGCCCCAUUGAACAAGAAAACCGUAGCCAAGGCACUUCAAGAUGACAGAGAGAAGAGGAAGAAGCUAAACCUUCUGCAAUACGAAGCACUGAAGAGGGAAUUGACACUAUUAUCAGUUGGUAUUGGAACUGCGUGUUCUGGGUAUUGCUUGGUCGUCCUGUCUGUCCAGGCCGCUAUCAGUUAUGCUAUUGGAGUUCUUUUCAGCUGCUUGUACCUUCAGCUCUUGUGCCAACAUGCAGACAACUUAUCUAAGGAGAUGGUUCCUCGGAUCUUCAAACAGAAAAGGAGGAAGAAGAUCGGAAUAAGAAGCGAGGACCUGAGUGAUUUUCUGGAGAGAUCAAUUAAAGGCAGCGGCAUCGCUCUUUCGUCUCCAAGGCUUGUGAUUCCUGCUGCAAUAUACGGGCUGUGGGUGCUCUCCUAUCAAUAUAUUAAGUCUGACUUCUUUGAUUUUCAGCUUGUGCCAGCCAUGCUCGGGAUGUUCGUGUACAAAGCUGCGGCGCUUGUCCAAGUCUACAGAGAUAACGAGGACCUGAAGUUCAUCUUCCCAGAAAAUGAGGAAGGGUCAAGCUACUAACAUGAUGCUGCCUAGUACAUCAAUACGAGAUCAUCACUGCUGUCAUGUUUUGUUACUUCAGGGGGAACAGCUGAACACUCAUGAGUCUGCUUCAUUGCCACUUUUAGAUCAUGACCCGGUUCUUCAUCUAGUAUCAUGGAGAUCCACAUAUAUGCCGGGAGAAGCUCGUAGGGAAGAAGCGACUCGGAAUGAAUGGGAUAAGAUCUUCGAGCGGAUUGAAUAUUUCUGCUGUGAAGAUUGAGUGGGCAGAUUCGCUGCUUCCACCAUCUUUGAUGUAUUUCCAUUACGGGAAGGAGAUCAACAUAUGAGAUCUCCGUAAUGUAUCAUGUCUUGGUUUAAGAUUCUCCAGUAUAAAUUGAGAAUUUCAUCAUAUCCAAGUUACAAUUCAUUCAUGUUAAUAAGAUAUAUAUCAUACCAGAGCGAAAGCACUUCCAGGUC
This is a messenger RNA of Punica granatum (pomegranate), 1461 nucleotides long. NCBI's taxonomy places the organism in Eukaryota, Viridiplantae, Streptophyta, Magnoliopsida, Myrtales, Lythraceae. The record is from RefSeq and is a predicted model, not a curated record.